Molecule: messenger RNA, 1404 nt
Organism: Paracoccidioides lutzii Pb01
Product: transcription initiation factor TFIID subunit 6
Exons: 3
Coding region: 1-1404 (467 amino acids)
Biological process (GO): RNA polymerase II preinitiation complex assembly; transcription initiation at RNA polymerase II promoter
Cellular component (GO): transcription factor TFIID complex; SLIK (SAGA-like) complex; SAGA complex
Molecular function (GO): transcription coactivator activity; RNA polymerase II general transcription initiation factor activity; protein heterodimerization activity
Source: RefSeq, a predicted model, not a curated record
AUGUCUGUCUGGAACCCCGAAAACAUCCGCGACGUCGCCGAAUCCGUCGGCAUCGGCACCCUAAACGACGAAGUCGUCGACAACCUCGCCCGCGACGUCGAAUACCGCAUCUCCCAGGUCCUCGAAGAAGCUCUCAAGUUCAUGCGUCAUGCCAAACGCACCGUGCUGACGACGCAGGAUGUCUCAAAUGCCCUGCGCGUCUUGGACAUUGAACCGCUUUACGGCUACGAGUCGACGAGGCCAUUGAGGUUCGGAGAAGCGACGCUCGGUCCCGGUCAGCCGCUUUUCUACGUUGAAGAUGAUGAGGUUGAUUUUGAGAAGUUGAUUAAUGCGCCGUUACCUAGGGUGCCGAGGGAGAUUACGUUUACUGCACACUGGCUGGCUGUCGAGGGAGUACAGCCAACGAUACCGCAGAAUCCCACAUCGGCCGAUUCACGGAAUCUAGAACUUGUGUCCAAGGGUCCCAAUGCGAAUGCCAAUCUGGCCGCGAUGAGCGGAAAUGAUAACGUCUCCGUCAAGCCGUUGGUCAAGCACAUCCUCUCCAAGGAGCUACAGCUCUACUUCGAGAAAGUGUGCAAUGCCUUCCUGGACGAAUUGAAUGAGGAAUACAGACUAUCCGCCUUCUCAAGUCUGAAGGAAGACCCUGGUCUGCAUCAGCUUGUGCCGUAUUUCGUCCAGUUCAUAUCCGAGAAGGUCACGCAUAGUCUCAAGGAUCUAUUCGUGCUGACGCAGAUAAUGCAUAUGACUGAGGCGCUUAUUCAGAAUAAAUCACUUUACGUAGAUCCAUAUGUCCCCUCCCUCAUCCCCCCAGUCCUAACCUGCCUAAUCGGCCGCCAACUAGGCUCCAGCACUGCCGAUCCCCUCGAACACUUCGCCCUCCGUGACCUCUCCGCCUCCCUCAUAAACAUGAUAGCCCGCAAAUACUCCCACUCCUCCCACACCCUCCGCCCCCGCCUCGCGCGUACUUUUCUGAAAAACUUCCUAGACCCAGGCAAGCCGCUCGGCACACACUACGGCGCCAUCAUCGGCCUGCAAUCCAUUGGUGGCGUGGAUGUGGUGCGCGAACUUGUCCUGCCGAAUCUGAGGACGUAUGAGGUUGUGUUGAAGGAUGCGAUGGGGGAUGAGGGCGGGGUUGGGGGUGGGGUGAGGAGGAUGGAGGCUGAGAAGGUUUUAGGAGUUAUUUUGGCGGUUUUGGGGACGUUGGUGGAGGAAGAGGAGCAGCGGCGGCGGCUGGGGAUUGAGGGUGCCGAGGUUGGUGCGGGAUUGUUGGCGAAUGGGGUUUCGGAGGAGAGGAAGGCGGAGACUCAAGGGAGGUUGGCGGAGAAGGUUGGGGAGGUCGUUGCGGGGAGGAUACUGGAGGGGGGUCAGAUGGGGUUGGCGAAUGUGAUAUUGGGGAUUCGUUGA